CAUCUCCAUCUCCCACACGGUAUUGAGAGCUCACUGCUCCUAGUGAGAGAGAGAGAGAGAGGCUGCUGCAGCAGUGAAGCUUGGCCUGCAGAGGAGAGGAAGGAGAAGAGCAAUGGCUGAGGAUGGAAGAGGAGAGGAGAAGCAGGGCAUGGACGUGGUGGAGGUGAAGAAGGCAAAGCAGGGAGGCUUCAGGACCAUGCCGUUUAUCCUAGCGAACGACUUCUGCGACCGGCUCGCGACGGUGGGGUUCAGCUCCAACCUGAUCACCUACCUCACCCUGCAGCUGCACCUGCCACUCGUCGACGCCUCCAACACGCUCACCAACUUCCAUGGCACCGCCAACCUCACCCCGCUCGUCGGCGGCCUCAUCGCCGACUCCUUCGCCGGCCGCUUCUGGACCAUCACGUUCGGCUCCGUCGUCUACCAGCUCGGCAUGGUCUUCCUCACCCUCUCGGCCGCGCUCCCCUCGCUCCGCCCGCCGCCGUGCGCCAAGCACGCCGCCGAUUGCCAGCGUGCGUCGUCCUCCCAGAUCGCCGUGCUCUACGUGUCGCUUCUCUUCACGUCCAUCGGCGCCGGGGGAACGCGCCCCUGCAUCAUGGCGUUCGGCGCCGACCAGCUCGAGCUGGACGCUCACGGGCGCCGCGGGGGCCGGGGAAAGGGGCCCAAGUGGAGCUUCUUUAACCUCUACUUCUUCGGCAUCGAGCUCGCCAAGCUCACCGCCGUCACUGUCGUCGUGUACAUCCAGGAGAACAUCGGGUGGGGGUGGGGGCUCGGCGUGCCCACCAUCGCCAUGUUUGCCGCAGUGAUCGCCUUCGUGUCCGGCUACUCGCUGUACGUCAAGAUGCCGCCCGGCGGCAGCCCUCUGGUCCGGCUAGCGCAGGUCGCCGCCGCCGCCUUCAAGAAGAGGAAAGCCGUCAUGCCUGAACCGAGCCGCCUCUACGAGGACAAGGUGCUCGACGCCGGCAUCUCCACCACCGGUCGUCUUCUCCACACCGACCAGCUAAAGUUCUUUGACAAGGCGGCCAUUGUGACGGACGGCGACGUGCAGCCGUCCGGCGAGCCGAAGUUGUGGCGGCUGUCGACCGUGCACCGCGUCGAGGAGCUCAAGUCGAUCCUCCGCAUGCUGCCCAUCUGGGCGGCCGGCAUCCUGCUGGUGACCUCGUCAUCGCACAACAGCAGCUUCGCCAUCCAGCAGGCGCGCACCAUGGACCGCGACAUCACGCCGCAUUUCAAGAUCCCGCCGGCCUCCAUGCUCAUCUUCACCAACCUCGCCAUGCUGCUCACCCUCGCCUUCUACGACCGCGUCCUCGUCCGCGUGCUCCGCCGCUUCACGGGCCACCCCAACGGCAUCACCCACCUCCAGCGCGCCGGCGUCGGCAUGACCAUCGCCAUGGUGGCCAACGGGGUGGCCGCGGUCGUCGAGCGGCGCCGCAAGUCCGUGGCCGCUGCGAGCGGCAUGCUCGACGCACCCAAGGGCAGCUCGCUGCCGAUCAGCGUCUUCUGGCUGGUGCCGCAGUACGCCAUCCACGGCGUCGCCGACGCCUUCAUGGACGUCGGCCGCAUGGAGUUCCUCUACGACCAAGCGCCGGAGAGCAUGCGGAGCACCGCGGCGGCGCUCUACUGGCUGACCAUGUCGAUCGGGAGCUACCUCGGCACGCUUUUGGUCACCAUCGUGCACGCCAAGACGCAGCGGAGCGGGCAGUGGCUCCAGGACAACCUCAACAGAGCGAAGCUGGACAACUACUACUGGCUCGUCGUCGGGCUGCAGGGUAUCAACCUCAUCUACUACUUCGUCUGCGUCAAGUACUACACCUUCAAGCCAUUGGAGACGGUGAAACCUGAGGAGAUUGAGCUCUACCGUGGAAAUUGUAACGAGGACGACACCAAGAAGGGAGGAAGAUUGAGGUAGAACGGUGCAUUUCAAUUUCCUGGACGGCUUUGGAUCGAAAAUAAUGUUCACUUUUAGAUCGUUUAUGCUUGAAUUGCACCAUUAAAAUUGCCGAGAUUUUAAGAACUCUCUGGCAAAUAGAACAUAUUUAUGUGUCAUAUUCAACAGGUGUAUAUGCUCAUGUCUUCAAAGGAUUUCCCAUAUGUU
Messenger RNA from Oryza brachyantha (malo sina), 2095 nucleotides. Its product is annotated as protein NRT1/ PTR FAMILY 3.1-like. The transcript is spliced from 3 exons. Gene Ontology annotation, cellular component: plasma membrane. The coding region runs from base 113 to 1909 and encodes 598 amino acids. NCBI's taxonomy places the organism in Eukaryota, Viridiplantae, Streptophyta, Magnoliopsida, Poales, Poaceae. Gene Ontology annotation, biological process: transmembrane transport. The record is from RefSeq and is a predicted model, not a curated record. Gene Ontology annotation, molecular function: transmembrane transporter activity.